Bactrocera oleae (olive fruit fly) is the source of this 1148-nucleotide messenger RNA. NCBI's taxonomy places the organism in Eukaryota, Metazoa, Arthropoda, Insecta, Diptera, Tephritidae. The record is from RefSeq and is a predicted model, not a curated record.
CGUCAAUGCGCCAUGACAAGUCAGUUGUAAACUGAGUUUUGAUUGCAAAAUUUUUCUUAACCAGAACAAAUUGUAUUUAACUACGUUAGGUUUUUAAUAUUAGCUGUUUAAUUAGAAAUUGCACGAAAUUGUGAAGCAGGCAAAGCCAUUGUAAAAUGGUGUACAUAGAUCGAGGUAUAAACUGGAAGAAACCGGCUAUACAAUUAGCUGUAUUAAAUAUGUGUCAACUUCCUGCAUAGUGUAGUUCCUAAUAAAAAAAAAAAGUUUAAAUUCUUUAAAGUACACGUACUGCAAUAUUUAGAAGUGUUUGUUUACUAUUAUUUUUCGCUUGGCAAAAAAUUAUACGUUUAAAAGCUGCAAAAAAGCGCCGUACCAAAUGUAUAUGACCUUCCUAUAUAUUGGCAGAUGAGGAAGUUUGAAUUCGUUAAAGUACACGUACGAUGUGCAUUAUUUAAAAUUUCUUUUGAAAUCAAAACAAUAUACCGAAAAUUAAAUAAAGACAGAAAUUUGCAGCAAUGCACAACUGCGUAUGGCAGCGUUUUGCAACGUCGUCCUUGGAGUGUGUCUCGCGUAUUGGAGAUUUUUACAGGACUUUGGUUCAUUUCGAUAACAUUUUUCAGAGAACUAAUAUCGCCAUUCAUGAAGGAUGAGCAUAGCAGCAGUGGAGGUAAUAGCCGUAGAGGCGGUUGGGGCGGUGGCUUUGGUGGCGGUGGAGGAGGCGGAGGCGGUGGCGGUGGUUCUGGUGGUGGAGGAGGUGGUGGCAGCGGCGGCGGUAGCUUUGGACCUAACCGUCGUAUAGGACGCAUCAAUAACACAUCAAUGGACGCACCUAGCUGUGGCAGUUGUUGUGGAUAAUUGGCAGUUGUGCCCAGCUAUAGUUUAUGAGACUUGACAAAAUAUGAAUGAGCACUGCCUUACAGCAUUUUGAGAUUCGGUAAAACGAAUCAGCUAUAUGUAUAUAACAACAUUUAUAUUAUAUUUUUUUUUGUUUUUCAAUUUUGCAAUAUUUUGAAGAAAAAACUUUUAAACUGACAAAAAUUAAAUACUGAAUGCAUAUAAUGCAUAAAAAUAAUUAUAUAAGUAUAUUGUUUUUCAGUCUUUAUACAAACAUUUGUUUGUUAUAAUAAGAUUCAAUAUCGAAAUUUUAA